Molecule: messenger RNA, 1159 nt
Organism: Cyanistes caeruleus (blue tit)
Lineage: Eukaryota; Metazoa; Chordata; Aves; Passeriformes; Paridae
Source: RefSeq, a predicted model, not a curated record
AUCCGCGACGCCGUCUCGCAGGUGCUCAAGGGCUACGACUGGAGCCUGGUGCCGAUGCCCGUCCGCGGCAACGGAUCGCUCAAGGCCAAGCCGCACGUCAAGCGGCCCAUGAACGCCUUCAUGGUGUGGGCGCAGGCCGCCCGCAGGAAGCUGGCGGACCAGUACCCGCAUCUGCACAACGCCGAGCUCAGCAAGACCCUGGGCAAGCUCUGGCGUUUAUUGAGCGAGAACGAGAAACGUCCCUUUGUGGAGGAAGCCGAGCGGCUCAGGGUGCAGCACAAAAAGGAUCACCCGGAUUACAAAUACCAGCCCCGGAGGAGGAAAAGCGUCAAAGCCGGGCAGAGCGACUCGGACUCGGGAGCUGAGCUCAGCCACCACGCCAGCACUCAGCUCUACAAGGCCGACACGGGGCUGGGGGGCAUGGCCGACUCCCACCACCACGGGGACCACACAGGCCAGCCCCACGGACCCCCCACGCCGCCCACCACCCCCAAAACCGACCUGCACCACGGCAGCAAGCAGGAGCUGAAGCACGAGGGCCGGCGCCUGGUGGAGAGCGGCCGCCAGAACAUCGACUUCAGCAACGUGGACAUCUCAGAGCUGAGCAGCGAGGUCAUCAACAACAUGGAGACCUUCGACGUGCACGAGUUCGACCAGUACCUGCCCCUGAACGGGCACUCCGACUCCUACGGCUCCUACGGCGGCCAGGCCUGCGCCACCUCAGCCGCCCCGGCCGCCGCCGCUGCCUCCUUCUCCAGCUCCCAGUGCGACUACACGGACCUGCAGAGCUCCAACUACUACAACCCCUACCCCGGCUACGCCUCCAGCCUCUACCAGUACCCCUAUUUCCACUCCUCGCGCCGCCCCUACGCCACCCCCAUCCUCAACGGGCUGUCCAUCCCGCCGGCGCACAGCCCCACCGCCAACUGGGAGCAGCCCGUCUACACCACCCUGACCAGGCCUUAAAGGAUUCCCGGAGCCUCCCAAGGCUUCCUUGGAAUUAUGCACUAAUGAAGGAAUGAGGAGGAAGAGCGUGGAGUGUUCCAAAGUGCCUCCUGAGCCGCUGGGAACUCUGCUCGUCGCGACCUUGCUUCGAAACUCCCCGAAGGGACAGAGCUCUGUUAUUUUUUUUUUUCUUUGAUUUGUAGGAUUUAAGAAA